Rotaria sp. Silwood2 is the source of this 2826-nucleotide messenger RNA. Lineage: Eukaryota; Metazoa; Rotifera; Eurotatoria; Philodinida; Philodinidae. The record is from the annotation of a GenBank genome assembly.
ACUUUCCUACAAUAGAUCUAAAACUCAAUAUAUAAUCAAUUUAUCAUUUUGGCCUAUAAUAUUUCAACAGAUAUUUCCCUUAGAUAAUACUGACGAACUCUAACAAUAUUUUUUUUGUAUUUAGUUCUGUGGCGAAAAUAAAAAAAGUUUUCAUUCUACAUAUAUAUCUAAUCAAAGAAGAUAAGCGUUAGCGAUAGUCUCUUUUCGUAUUUCUUGUGUGAAAAGCUAUUCUAUCCAUAGAUAUAUAUUUCAUUUAAUGUUGUCAGGAGAUUUUUCAAGGUUGAUUCAUCCUUAACAUAAACUUGAUCAGGAUUGUCGAUUGUUUUUAAGAGUGGCGGGGAGGUGGGGGAGAAGAAACGAUCCCAAUUUUCACUAGGUCGUACCGUACUCCCCCUCGGGCUCUUAUACAAUCAGUAAUUUCUCCCAGUAAUCGUAAAAUAUUGUCAGACAGUAUUAAAAAUUUCCGCCGACAGACACAAUUUUAGGAGGGAAUAGCACCAUCCAUCCCCCUCGCCCCUAAUCGGAAAGUCUGAACUUGAUAUGUAACGAUUGAGAACUAUAAUUAUUUUUCAGUAUGGUCGUUUGGUUGAUCUAUGUGAACCAACUCAUAAACGUUUUCAAAUGGCAAUAACAAAAGUUCUUGGUCGUAAUAUGGAUUCAAUUGUUGUUGAACGUGAAACAACAGUUCAAUCAUGUUUACGUUAUAUGAAAGAACAUCGUUAUGAACCUGAAACAUUUUUACCACUUGAUUAUAUUAAAGUAACACCAAUUAAUGAACAACUUCGAGAAUUACAAGAACCAAAAAAUGUUAAACUUAUACUUGAUGUUAUUAAAUAUGAUAAACAAUAUUAUAAAGCAUUACUUUAUGCAUGUGGUAAUGCACUUGUUUGUGAUAAUGAUGAUGAUGCUCGAAAACUUGCAUAUGAAAGUGGAAAUCAAAAAUAUAAAGUUGUUUCAUUAAAUGGAACACUUUUUAGUAAAUCAGGUGUUAUAUCAGGUGGAUCAAGUGAAUUAAAAGCUCGUGCUAAACGUUGGGAUGAAAAACAUCUUGAUGCAUUACGUAUACGUAAAGAUAAAUUAUUUGAUGAAUAUAAAGAACAACAAAAGAAAAAAAGACGUGAAGCGGAAUUAAUUAAUGCACGUGCACAAUUACAACAACUUGAAAGUCGUUUACGUUAUUCAAAAACAGAUAAAGAUACAGCAGAAAAAAAACUUAGAAUUUUAAUGGAAAAAGAUCUUGUUGAUUUUCAAGCAAAACUUGCUCAAUAUGAACCGAGAAUCAACGCUUUACAAGCAUCCAUUGAUGAACGAGAAAAACUUAUAUCAAAAUUACGUAUAGAAAAAAAUAAAAUCGAAGAUGCUGUAUUUACUGAAUUUUGUAAACAAAUUCGUGUGGCAAAUAUUCGUGUAUACGAAGAUCGAGAAUUACAAGCAGCUGAAAAACGAGCACAAGAACGUUUAGAAUUUGAAAAUCAAAAAACAAAAAUUCAAACAAUGCUUGAAUUUGAACGAUCUCGUGAUACAGCUGGUCAUGUUGAACAAAUUAACCAAGAAGUUUCUGCUUUAGAAGAUGCUUUACAAAAAUGUCAAAAAAAUGAGAAAAAAUAUCGAAAAAUUAUUGAAGAUCUUCAACAUGAAAUUGCUGAUAUAAAAGAUCGUUUAUUAGAUCAUAAGAAAAAAAUUGAAUUUCAAGAACGUGAAAUAGCCGAAUGUACAAAACGUGCGGCACAAUUAAAUAAAGAUUAUAAUGAACAACGAAAACGUUUACAACUUAUUGAAAGUGAUAUGGAAAAAUUACGUUCGGAUCGUCAUAAUUAUUAUCGUAUAGCUAAAUUAAAUGAAAUAUCAUUACCAUUUCGUGGUAAUGCUGGUUCCAUGGCAGCUAUAUCACUUGCUGAAACAUCUUCAUCCGAUGAUACAAGUGUAGUCAGUACACAAACACAAAUUAAUUCAAUAACAACAACAACAACAACAACUGAUUCAUCAACAAUAUCAAAUGGUGAUGGAACAUUAACAAGUCAACAAGAUACAAAACAAAUAUAUAAUUUAGAAGAUAGAUUUGAAUUAAAUUAUAAACGUUUACGUGAUGAUUUAAAAAAAAUAAGUUAUGAACAAGUUGAUAAAGAAGAAAAAUUAUUAAUUAAACAAAUGUCUGAUAUUGAAAUUCAAUUACAAAAACAUUUACCACAAACAUCAACAAUAGAUGCACGUUCACGUGAAGUUAAAACAACAUUUGAAUUAACAAACGCUGAAUUUGAACGUGCACGUAAUGCAGCUAAACGUGCACGACAAGCUUUUGAAAAAGUUAAAAAAGAACGUUAUGAUCGUUUUAAUGCACUUUAUGAACAUGUAUCAUCAUGUAUUGAUGAUAUUUAUAAAUCAUUAACUAAUUCACAAGCUGCUGUUGCUUGUUUAACAGCUGAAGAUGCUGAAGAACCAUAUCGUGCUGGAAUAACAUAUAAUUGUGUUGCACCUGGUAAACGUUUUCAAGCUAUGGAAAAUUUAUCUGGUGGUGAAAAAACUGUUGCAGCUAUUUGUCUUUUAUUUGCUUUACGAAGCUUUAAACCAGCUCCAUUCUUUUUACUCGAUGAAGUUGAUGCUGCUCUUGAUAAUACAAAUAUUGGUAAAGUAGCUGAUUUUAUUCGUGAACAAUCAGCAUCAGAAUUUCAAUGUAUUGUUAUAUCAUUAAAAGAACAAUUUUUUUCACGUGCUGAUGCACUUGUUGGCAUUUAUCCUGAACCCGGCGAUUGCAUAACUAGUCAUUGUCUUACAUUAGAUUUAAAUCAAUUCGACGAACGAGAAAAUAUUGCAAAUACUCGUAGCUGA